CUCAAAAUCAAAACAGGCGCACCCCAACGGUCAAUCAGAUUAAUUGGACAGAUACCUGCGCAAUGGGCGGGCCUAGCUAAACUAGCUAGUCAGAUUUGAGAAGAUAGUGGAUUAGGCAGUCCACAGUCUUAAAGCAUAAAAUGGCAGAGGUUUUAGGGAUGCAAUCUGUCAGAAAAGGGCCAACGUUAGCAUUAGCUGAUGUUUUUGCUAAUGACUCUGACAAUGAGCAAACGUUUUAUGGAUUUACUGACAAUGACAUCAGCGACCAUGGCAAUAAGAGUUCAGAUGUCAAACAAGAGGAUGAAGCUCAGCCUGAAAUUUCCCUCAAGAAAGAGAAAACCACAUCCAAAAAACCUGUUGGUGCCCGCUCCUUCAGCCUGAGGGUGGCUCUCCGCUCUGCCUCCUCCACCCAGCAGUCCAUUGAAGAGGAGGAGGAAGGGAUGGAGGAGGCAGAGGCAGAAGCAGAAGAGGAAGAACAGAAGCCCCAAAAGAGAGGGGUUAAGAGAGCAAGAGAUAUCAGUCAAGCAAAGAAGACGAGACGUGUUAAAUUUGAAGAUGAAGGUGAAGAGACAGCAGUGGCUCGGCCAUCUCCCUCUGAAGAGUGUGAAUCUGACUCAGCAGAGGAUGAAGCAAAGACUUUCCUGGUCAAGCGACAAGAGAACAUCAAGGCUAACAAAGCAAUGUUGGCCCAGUUGAUGGCGGACCUGCAGAAGAUGCCGGGAGGAGCAGGGCUUCUGAAAAAACAAGCAGGCAAACUGAAGACAAAAGAGAGAAGUUCUCGACCGCCACGCUCUGGUGUUGGAGGAGAGCUCAGGAGGAACCCUGACCGUGCAUCUCGCAGACACACUCGCUCUAUGGGGGGAGUUGAUGAUUCAACCCCAAAGGAGGAAGAAGUGGAGCUCAGCUUGGAGGAGGAGCUGGUGGAGGUACGCCGAGCCCCUCGGCGCCGGGGUGCACCACGGCCUAAUCAGAGCAAACCUCAUUUAAUCCGUCCAGUGGAUGACAUCACAGAGGAUGAGAUUGAGCUGGUUGCUGACAACAUGACUGAUAAAGUCUACAACAGUGUCACAGGCUCCACGUGUCAUCAGUGCCGUCAGAAAACUGUUGACACAAAGACGUGCUGCCGCAGUGAGGACUGUCGGGGGAUUCAGGGUCAGUUCUGUGGGCCUUGUCUGAGGAACAGAUACGGAGAGGAUGUCAGAAAAGCACUGCUUGAUCCGGAGUGGAAGUGCCCCCCGUGUCGUGGCAUUUGCAACUGCAGCUUCUGCCGCGCACGCGAUGGCCGCUGCCCGACUGGCAUACUGUUCCCCCUGGCUCAGUACCAUGGCUUCUCUGAUGUCCACUCCUACCUCAGCAGCCUCCGCAACAAACUGAAGAAUGAGGACAAGGAUGUAGAAAUGUGAUGCCAACACCAGGGGGGGCAAUUGUUCAAACUGUUCUGUUUUCUGUGUUGAAGUUUUAGGGCUUUGUUUUAGUUCUUGUAAGUCUCUCACCACUUGUGUUUUUAAAUGAAUAAAGGAGUUUUAAUAACACAAACAAAGAAA
Acanthopagrus latus (yellowfin seabream) is the source of this 1544-nucleotide messenger RNA. Its product is annotated as cell division cycle-associated protein 7-like. The transcript has 9 exons. Gene Ontology annotation, biological process: regulation of DNA-templated transcription. Bases 141 to 1403 code for a protein of 420 amino acids. NCBI's taxonomy places the organism in Eukaryota, Metazoa, Chordata, Actinopteri, Spariformes, Sparidae. The record is from RefSeq and is a predicted model, not a curated record. Gene Ontology annotation, cellular component: nucleus.